This is a messenger RNA of Meyerozyma guilliermondii ATCC 6260, 2784 nucleotides long. RefSeq lists its product as uncharacterized. The coding region runs from base 1 to 2784 and encodes 927 amino acids. The record is from RefSeq and is a predicted model, not a curated record. The transcript has a single exon. NCBI's taxonomy places the organism in Eukaryota, Fungi, Ascomycota, Pichiomycetes, Serinales, Debaryomycetaceae.
AUGUCUGACUCGCAAUACGGGUAUGCCACGUCUGUGCUCACGUCCAAGUCCCCACAAAGUGCCGCGGCUCUUGUAGAGGUGGCUUUGGGUGACACUAAAGGACCGGUUCUGGCAGGAAUGUUGGAGUUUUUUUCGAGUUAUUCUCAAAUAAUUCAGCGUCAUAAUCAAUCACUUACGAAUAUUUUGCAACAGGCCACCGGAGUUUUUCCACAAGGACCCAAUUCCGAGUAUGGCAACUUGCCCAAGGCAUGGAAUUCGCUUAUUUCGGCUUUGCAACAGGAUAUUCAUGCCAAUGAUGUGUAUUUCAAGAACCUCAAGUUAGACUGUAUUGGACCACUUCGCCAAUUGAACGACAAUGAAAUGGGAUACUCGGAGCUUCUUGUCAAUUCGCGCGAAUUGAACCUGGUGGCUGCGAAAUUAGCUUCGAAUUCAAGUGCAGAUGCCGAAUACCAAUGGAAUAUCAAGGCUCCUCAAACGUUUGAUAAUCUUGAAAAUUAUAAGCGUCACGAAAAACAACUUUUGUUUGAUACCGUGCUCAAUUUCUUCAACUCGACUAAUUCGCGCUACUCCAAGUCGGUGACCGCUAACGAAAAGGCAGUCAACCACUUGCUUGGUGAGUUUCGCAUCGACCGCGAGAUGGAAGACUACUUGCAAUUUUUGCUCAAAAGAAACGUAGAUGCCAAGAUUGUUGGUGGCCCUGGAGCAGCAACCACGUCUCCUCAUAAGAAACGGCUUUCUAGCUUUCCUCGGCAUCCAGACCAAACUUCUCUCUACUCUGCUGGCACAUCUUCUUCCACACCCACUGCUGCUUCUUCCAAGAAGAAACCAUCCAAAUUGAAGUCCAAAGUAGGAUCGAUCUUUGGACGUAAAAACAAACGAAAUUCCAAGGCCAAUGCGUUCAGCGACGAGGCAAUUGCCGAGUCAGAGUCUGCGUCGUCCACUCCUCGUCUCACGAGCAAAUCAACCGAAUCUUUCAACAGGUUGAAUAGUGUCUCGGGCCACCAGUCUCAGCCCCCACAGUCCCAAUUGCAGUCUCAACCACAGCCUCAAUUACAGCCUCAAUUACAGCCUCAAGUUAAAUCGGCUCAACCACAGCCUCAUAAUUCGGCUCAACCAUCCUCUCAGCCAUUGCAGCCCACCUCUCAAUCUGGUCCUGGGAGUUACUAUGCUACAUCGCUUGCGGGAGAGUCUCUGAAUGCCACCCCACCAGCAUUCCAGUCCAACACCCAGUCUAGUCUUGGUCCUUCAGCUCCACGCUCUGGGUUUGAAGACGACAGUCUGUCGCCCAACAUAGUCAAGUACAACGAUGACACAAGCUCCUCUUCGUCGUCGGUGGACCACGGUCAUGAACUCUCGAUGCUCAAGAAGCACGAUUUGAACUCUCCUGUCAAUCCUAUGGCUCCUUCUGACAAUAUCGAUCCAGCACCAUCGCUGUCUAAUUUACAAGAACUGAACACUGCAAGCACCGGAUUAUCUUUGCAGCCUCCUACCCAAUCGCUGGAAUUGUUGGAUGUUGCUAGAUCUCGCCAAAGUAGCGGCGGUAAGUACAGCUUUGAGGAAGGUGACGACAAAAACCCGGUGGCUACCUCUCCUCGGUUUAACAGAAAUGAGGAAACGAUUCCCGGAACUUUUGACCAAAGUCCAGAAUAUAACAAGGCCCAAACUCGUCUUCCUGAACCUGAUUUGGAAUCUCCAAAGAAAAAUAGCUCCGCUUUUCCAAGCGCCAUUACCGGUGCUGCUGCUGCUUUGGGUGCUGGUGUCGCCGCAACUGCUUCUACUGCAGCUGCCUACGGUGCUAUCGAUAAAAAGACGUCUUAUGAAGAUAAACAGGUGCCUCCACCUCCUCCUCCACCUUCGAGAAAAGUACUUCAUCAUCCUAGCACCGACUCUCCUCCAGUGCCUUCAUCUUUAGAUAAACCUAAAGCAAGAAGAGACGUGAACUCGCAAAUGUUUCAUAAUCUCCCUGGAGCCCGUGAGUCGUUUGCUCCACCUUCGACUUUAAUCAGCCAAGAUACAGGCAAUUCCAUGCUCAGAAAGAAUGAUUACUUCAAACAUUUUGAAUCCGGUAGCUUUGUGGAGUCGUCAGGUUUGAACGCAUCUAUUGCAGAAGUUAUUAAUGUAUCGUUCAAAGACGAAACGAUCUCUACUUCACAGGUUGUUGGCGAGAUUGCAUUUGUCUACAACGGACAUGAAGGAGCCAAUUCUCCUAUCAAUGUUCAAAUACCUGCUGCUUUCAAUAAAGUAUUGGAAAAUAAUACUUUUGUCAAAAAAAUCGAAGGUGAUGCAUUUCAAAUAGACCCUUCAAAGAUUCUCUCUCGCACAUUGGGAGGCUUGAAGUAUAUGAUUCAAUUGAAUGAGUCUCAAGUGCCAAUUAUCAUGCAACAAGUGUGGAAAUUUGAAGACCACCAGGCAAGUCUUAUGAUCAACUUGAAACUCAACCCUGCUUACUCCGACUCUUUGAGACUCGACAAUUUCGUUGUUUCUGUGGCUUUAGAUCCUUCGGUGCAAUCGACUUCUGCAUCUUCAAGACCUCAAGGCUCAUUCAGCAAAGAAAAGAAUAGAAUAACAUGGAGAUAUCCAUCGCCUUUUGUGUUAUAUUCUGAAGAGAAAUUGAUUGCUAGAUUUCUCACAAAUGGUAAGGGUAGUGAACAUGAGUCUGGGGUUCAGCUAAAAUUCUCGAUAAUAGAUCCACCAGUUGCCUUGGCUACUAUUUACACUUCUGAGGGCCAUGUGUUACCUUCGGCUCGUCACUUGGUUUCGGGAGCUUAUAGUAGCCACAGCUAG